UUUUAUUAUUUACUAUGUCUCCUAACCAUCAUCGUGUUGCUAUUAUUGGCUCUGGUCCUGCAGGCCAUACUGCUGCUAUUUAUCUUGCUCGAGCACAAAUGCAGCCUAUUAUGUUUGAAGGCAUGAUGGCCAAUGGCUUUGCUCCUGGUGGGCAACUCACAACCACAACAGAAGUCGAGAAUUUCCCUGGUUUUCCUACAGGCAUUCAAGGUGGCGAAUUGAUGGACCGUAUGCGUGAACAGUCUAUCAAUUGUGGCACUCUGAUUGAAACCGAAACAAUCACCAAAGUCAAGUCAAACACUCGUCCAUUCCAACUCUGGCGUGAAGGCAGUGAUGAAGACAGUGAACCUACAGAUACAGCAGACGCUCUUAUUUUUGCUACGGGUGCUUCUGCUAAACGCAUGCAUCUACCUGGUGAAGAUAAGUACUGGCAAAAUGGUAUCUCUGCAUGUGCCGUAUGUGAUGGCGCUAUCCCUCUUUUUAGAAAUAAGCCUCUUGUUGUAGUUGGUGGUGGCGAUUCUGCUGCUGAAGAAGCCUUGUAUUUGACUAAAUAUGCUUCUCAAGUGCAUGUCUUGGUUCGUCGUGAUGUCCUGCGUGCUUCUAAAGUAAUGGGUGAUCGUCUACUGAAGCAUCCCAAGGUCACUGUCCAUUUUGAAACUGAACCUAUUGAAUGCGUGGGUAAUGGUGAUGUCUUGACAGAAGUCUUGAUUCGCAACACAAAGACAGGUGAAAAUGGUGCAAUUGAAGCAAGUGGAUUGUUCUAUGCUAUUGGUCAUACACCUGCUACUGGUUUACUAAAAGGUCAAGUUGAUUUAGAUGAAACAGGCUAUAUCAAAACGACACCUGGUUCUUCAUUAACAAAUGUGGAAGGCUUAUUUGCUUGUGGUGAUGUUCAAGACAAGAUCUAUCGUCAGGCCAUUACUUCUGCAGGCUCUGGCUGUAUGGCUGGCCUUGAUGCUGAAAGAUACUUAGCUGAACUUGAAGCAUAAGAUAUAAAUAUUCCCCUUUUUAUUUUAUUUUAUUUGUAACAAUAGAGAAAUAAACUCGCAUUUAUUUAUGAUUUUAUA
This is a messenger RNA of Gilbertella persicaria, 1067 nucleotides long. Its product is annotated as thioredoxin reductase. NCBI's taxonomy places the organism in Eukaryota, Fungi, Mucoromycota, Mucoromycetes, Mucorales, Choanephoraceae. Gene Ontology annotation, molecular function: thioredoxin-disulfide reductase (NADPH) activity. Bases 15 to 989 code for a protein of 324 amino acids. Gene Ontology annotation, biological process: removal of superoxide radicals. The transcript has 2 exons. Gene Ontology annotation, cellular component: cytoplasm. The record is from RefSeq and is a predicted model, not a curated record.